Molecule: messenger RNA, 1719 nt
Organism: Schistosoma margrebowiei
Lineage: Eukaryota; Metazoa; Platyhelminthes; Trematoda; Strigeidida; Schistosomatidae
Source: the annotation of a GenBank genome assembly
AUGUUUUCAGAUGAUGCCCAACAUGGAAAAGUAAACUCCUGUUUAAAAUGUUUAUUAUGUAUACAAGCCAAAUCUAAUCUAAACAUGUCAACAUCUAUGAAUAAAUCAUUGAACCCAUCGAAUCAUCCACCAUUAUUAAUGACAUCAUGUCAUGUUGGACAAAUCAUUGAACCGAAUACAACAUUCAUGAAUUAUUCUACACAAAUUGAUGAUAGUUUAACAGAAUCUGUUUUAUUAUAUCAUAAUAAAUCGGGACAUUAUACACAGAAUGAAAAUAAUCAUUUAUUACCACCUGUGAAUAGUAAUAUGAUGUUACCAAAUCUAUUUCAACCAACUACAUCCAUUCUACCAUUAUCAACAACACAUAGUACCAAUGUUUCAUAUAUAUCAACAACUCCAACAUUUCAUCAUUUAAUUAGUAAUUCAACUACAAUGAAUCCAGAUGAUUUAUUCAAAUAUCAUAAACAGAAUGGUCAAAGUAGUUCUGGUGUUUCAUUAGAAUCAGAUCCAACAUCAACGAAACGAACAAAUUUAUUUCAUUCACAAUCGGUUAAUUAUUCUAAACAAUCCAGUUAUCAUCAUAAUCAUAAUCAUCCACUAUUGUCUGAAUGUUCUUUUCAAAAUGGUAGUAUUACUAUACCUGGUCAAAAUGGUAGUUUAAAUGGAUCAUUAUUAUAUUCAAAUGAUUCAACAAGUUUAACUGAUACAACAAAUGGGAAUGGUGUAAUUAUACCAAAUCAUAUCAUUGUAUCACCAAAUCCUUAUUCAACUUAUCGUAUGCAAUAUUUAUGUACAGGUGAACAAUCUGAUAAAUUGACAAGAAAAGUUGAUCUUCAACAACAAUUGAAACAACAUCAUCCAUUUACACAAUCAAAUAGUAAUACCAAUAGUAUAUAUCAACGUAAUUCUUCACAAUCUACUCAUCAAAAAGAUCGUCAAUCAUGUAUCAACAUUGAAUUAUCUCAUUCAAAUGAUAUUGAAAAUGAUGAAACAUGUCAUUUAAUCACAGAAAAACGAACUCAUCAAGAUCUAACGAAUUAUACAUUUAGAAAUAGUACUACCAUUGAUUCUUUAUCACAUAAUACUACUGAUCAUUCAAUCAAUCAAUUAUCAUCAUGUCUUACACCAUUAGUAGUUAGAUUUCCAUCUGGUGAAUCCGGAUUUUUAUUUUGUCCAACUCAUACAACAAUGAAUGAACAUUAUCAAACGGAUAGUUUAUCAUCAUGUCAAUCAAAUCGUUUAUCCAUGAUCUCUAAUCCUAUUCAUAAAUCAAUGAAUAUCGAUUCAAAAGAAAAUGAUACAUUAUUAAAUUCAAAUAUAAAAAUCAAUACGAAUUGUAGCCAAGGUAAUUUGGAGGGUAAUUUAAAAUUAGAAAAUUCUAUUGAAUUAAAUCAAAUAUCUGAUAAAUUACAUCAAUCAUUGGUUAAAACUAAUCAACAUUUGAUUUCAUUGGAAAUCGAUAAUAAUAAUAAUGAUAAUCAUGAAAAAUUAAAUACAUUAAAAAAUUCAAAUAAUUCACUGAUCAAUUCAGAAACAUCAUUGAUUAAAUCGAAUGAGAAAUUAGAAAUAAUCAAUAUUCAAACCUCAUUACAUAAUAAUAAUAAUAUACAUCAACAGUGUGAAUUUCAUCAAUUCAAUGAUAGUUCUAAUAAUCGAUUACAUAAUCAAAAUGAUAUUCAGGAAUUAAAUAUUAAUCCUACUAUAUAUCCGGUGCAUUAA